GGGCGCCGCCGCCACGGGGCCGCCGGCGCAGGCGGAAGUGGAGCGGAAGCCGAGGCGGAAGAGGAAGAGCAAGCCGCCGAAGGCGGCCGCCGAGCCCAGCGGGGCGAACGAGGAGAACUCCCCGGAGAGAAGACCAGAGGCCUCCAGCCUCCCCGGCACGCGGGCCAAGGCGGCGCCGCUGAGACCCGAGAGGCAAGCCGCCUCGCCCGGCCUCUCCCAGAGCCCCGCCGGAGCCGCGCCGCCGCCGCCGCAGGAGGGGCCGCCAGGGCCGCCGGCCGCGCCGCGCGCGCGCACGCCCAAGGUGGUGCGGAGGGCCGCGAAGGCCGCGCGGAAGGCCGCGCGGGAGCUGAAGAGGGCGAUGGCAGCCGCGGGCGCCUCCGGCGACGAGGCGGCGCCAGCCGAGGAGGCGACGGAGGCCGCCGCAGGCGGAGAAGCCCUGGCCGCCGCGGAGGCCCCGCAGCCUGGGGCCACGGCGGCGGCGGCGGCAGGUGCCGGCGAGCCGGCCGAGGUGCGCCCGGGGGGCCCUGCGCCAGAGGCGCCCGCAGGCUCGAAGCCGAAGGUCGAGGUCGCGCUUGGGGCGGAGAAGAUCGCCGACCUCAAGCGCAGGAUGCAGGAGCUCAGGAGCAAGAAGCAGGCGCACACCGCUCUGGAUGCGGCCAUGGCUGUGGGCAAGCAGGCGCGUAGCGCAGAGCCGCCAGCCGCGCCCCCACCGAAGGCCGCCGACGCCUCGGGACUGAGCUUGGAGGCGCAGAUGCGGCAGCGGGCCUUGCGCGCAUUGGGCUUGGCGUAG
This is a messenger RNA of Prorocentrum cordatum, 790 nucleotides long. NCBI's taxonomy places the organism in Eukaryota, Dinophyceae, Prorocentrales, Prorocentraceae. The record is from the annotation of a GenBank genome assembly.